UCCACCCCUUGGGAGCGGCAGGCCACCAUCUUCCUCCGGCUGUUCACCGCCGAACUCGCGCUCCAUCUUGCCCUGUUCCCCCGACCAAUAAACACAGACACUUCAAUCACCAAUCUUACCUAAAGGUUUCUAGCCUUUUUUUUUUUAAUAAUGGUGAUUGCAUUAAAAAAGAAAACCGAGUGUACAAGGUUUAGGGGAUCUGAACUACGAAGAACAGAACAGCAAAACCCAGAAAAACCAGCAAAAAACUACAAGGAAAAGCAAAAGCGAAAGGAAAGGGGGAAGAAGAGCAACUCAAGAAACCGCCGAGUGGACGAGACCACUCCCGCAUAUAGAACAAGACAGGUUACAGGCGAGAAAGACAGUUAUUCAAACAAAUAGCAGCCGAGCAUUUAUCAAUUUUGUCAUGAGCAGAGACCCAAGAGAUGACACUUUUAAUGGCAUGUCGAGCAAUAAUGGAGGCUUCAGCCUUAUGAUCUCUGAAAAUACGCUGGUUUCGUUGAUUCCAAAUAAGCCAGUAGGUGGCGUGAAGGAUACCAGACGCAAGCCAACCAUUAAAAUCGAUGGGAGUCUCGGUGGGUCUGUUGUUGAUGAUUGCAAUGAGGUCACCUUCGAGGCUUCCAAUCCUUGGUGCGCCUCUUCUGAUAGUAUUCCACACCUUUUGAAUGUACCUGCACUUGACAAACAGAUGAGUGGCGUCUUCCUCCUCCUGGCAACGCAUAACGCAGCGAUUCGGGAGGACCAUCCCUCUUUUUUUAAGAACAUCCACGGUGAGGAUUUUCUUAUUCCACAAAGACCAAAGAAAGAAGCAGAUUUUGCUAGGAAUGAAUGAUUUCCACACUGCUGAGGGCUUGAAAUUAGGAAGACCAGGGAAUUUCUCUUGGGCCAUGCCUUUAUAGCAAGAGCUAACGGUGAAACCAUUCUCCGGGUUAGGGGUCCAUAUUAACCUGCAAGGGCUGUUAGCCGACAAAACACAGUUGCUAUCCUAUAAAAUGUUCAUAAGAUU
Molecule: messenger RNA, 1006 nt
Organism: Linum trigynum
Lineage: Eukaryota; Viridiplantae; Streptophyta; Magnoliopsida; Malpighiales; Linaceae
Source: the annotation of a GenBank genome assembly